Messenger RNA from Entamoeba invadens IP1, 639 nucleotides. RefSeq lists its product as hypothetical. The coding region runs from base 1 to 639 and encodes 212 amino acids. The record is from RefSeq and is a predicted model, not a curated record. Gene Ontology annotation, molecular function: nucleic acid binding. Lineage: Eukaryota; Evosea; Mastigamoebida; Endamoebidae. The transcript has a single exon.
AUGGAAAGGAGAAGAUAUGGAAGACGGUUUGAUCGAAAAGAAAGAGAAACAACAAGAGACGGCGAGUUACCACCCCGUAUGGACAAAGCUGAUAAACCAGUUGCUAAGGUUGAUGGAUUUCAAGUCAAAGUGAUGAACUUAUCACCGACUAUGACAUCAGAGGACUUACAGAAACUCUGCGAACAUUGGCAGUUAACUGUCAUCUCGAGCAAACUUCUUUCUGCUCCAGACCUUACAAAAACGGCUUUGAUCACUUUGAAGGAUGACGAAGAGAAGAUUAAACAGGUCAUUGAAUCAUCUAAGGAAGUGGAGUUUGAUGGAAGACUAUUGUCCAUCUCAAUUGUACCAAAGAAGGUUCACAACGUCCAAGAACGACGUAAAAUGCACAAAAAUACGAACAAAAGCCCACUUGAUUCAUACAAAAACAGAAUUGUUAACCAAGUGAUGCGAGAGGUCGCGUCAAGAGAACGCUAUUUGGAGAGACGUAUAUUGGGGAGAAGUGGCUUGAAGCGAUUUGUCAAUAAAGAAGCUACGAGAACAAAUACCAAGAAAGUGGGCGGCCGUAAGCCAAGAUUGCCAUUCGAGACUCGACUCAAACAAAUGGAUUCAGAUCUGACUAAAUAUAUGGGCUCGGACUGA